This is a messenger RNA of Lodderomyces orthopsilosis Co 90-125, 2331 nucleotides long. RefSeq names its product glutamate--cysteine ligase (gene GCS1). The coding region runs from base 1 to 2331 and encodes 776 amino acids. The transcript has a single exon. Gene Ontology annotation, biological process: glutathione biosynthetic process. The record is from RefSeq and is a predicted model, not a curated record. NCBI's taxonomy places the organism in Eukaryota, Fungi, Ascomycota, Pichiomycetes, Serinales, Debaryomycetaceae. Gene Ontology annotation, molecular function: glutamate-cysteine ligase activity.
AUGGGAUUGCUUUCCUUGGGUACCCCACUAGACUGGCACGAGUCUAAAAAGCACAAUGAACAUGUUAGAGACAAUGGAAUCACCCAGUUGAUGAAUAUUUUCCGUCAACAUUAUAAUAGAGACAAUGAUAGAUUUUUAUGGGGAGACGAGGUCGAAUACAUGUUGGUUGAUUUGGAUGAACAACUGAAAACAGCAAAGUUGGCUAUUGAUAAGGACUAUGUUUUGGAUGAUUUGAAUGAUGAGACCAAAUCACUCCCCAAGGCUAAGGAAAACAACGUCUUGUUCCAUCCUGAAUAUGGUAGAUAUAUGAUUGAAGCUACACCAGCAAAGCCAUACGAUGGAGAAAAACUUGAGGACUAUGUCUAUGUUGAAGGUAAUAUGAUCAAGCGUAGGGAAUUGAGUAGUGACGAACUUCCGUCACAUAUUAAACCAUUGACAAUAACUGCGUUUCCAAGAAUGGGCUGUGGAAACUUCACUUCACCCCCAGCAAAACCAAUUGGACCUGCUUCACAAUCAUUGUUUUUACCUGACGAGAUUAUUAACCGACACGCUCGAUUCCCAACUUUAACUGCCAAUAUUCGGAAAAGGAAAGGACACAAGGUUGCAAUGAAUUUACCCAUGUAUCCUGAUAAACGUACAAAGUUGUUAGAUGAUUCAAUACCUACCAAUCGUCAAUUGUUUAAAAGCGAUAAAGAACCUCACAUUGGUGCAUCCAAGCCAGGUCAUGUAUAUAUGGAUUCAAUGGGAUUUGGUAUGGGUUCAAGUUGUUUACAAAUUACAAUGCAAUGCGAAAACAUCAACCAGGCGAGAUAUUUAUAUGAUACUUUGGUUCCAGUAGCACCAAUAUUGUUGAGUUUAACCGGUGCAGCGCCUAUAUUCAAAGGUUAUCUAGUUGAUCAAGAUGUGAGGUGGAACGUCAUUUGUGGUGCAGUUGACGAUCGUACAUUUGUUGAAAAGUCACAAGAACCAUAUCCACACUAUCAUCUAUUUGGUGGAUUGGACAUAGAUGAGAAGGAAAACUUACAGGUUAAUAAUCAUAGUGUGAAUGCAUAUGGAGAUUUACAGGAUCUAUACACAAAAGAUGGCAAGCCUAUUCAAAGGGUACCCAAAUCGCGAUACGGCUCAGUAGACAAUUACCUCAGUGAUCACAAAUUUGAUACAGGUUACUUCAAAGAUAAUUUUAAUGACUUGAAUGCACCAAUAAACUCCAAAGUUUUUAAACGUUUACUCAAUGACAAACUGGGACAAUUUGACAAGUAUUUGGCCAACCAUUUUGCCCAUUUAUUUAUUAGAGAUCCGUUGGUAAUAUUCAGCGAAAGAAUCAAUCAAGACAAUAAUUUGAGUAACGAUCAUUUUGAAAAUUUACAAAGCACCAACUGGCAAACCCUACGCUUUAAGCCUCCAGCAUUAUAUGAAAGCAGGUCAGAUGGUGAAAUUGACUUCACUGACAAGCCAGGAUGGAGAGUCGAAUUCAGACCAAUGGAGGUUCAAAUUACUGAUUUUGAAAAUGCAGCAUUUUCAUCGUUUAUUACCUUAUUAUCACGUGCUAUAUUGAAAUUUAAACCUAAUUUGUAUAUCCCCCUUCUGAAGGUAGAGUUGAAUAUGACAUUGGCUCACAAAGUUGAUUCAGUCUUGAAUGAUAAAUUUUGGUUCAAGUCGAUGGAUUCAUGGAAUUUAGAUUAUCAUGAGUUUACUGGAUAUGAUUUCACUUGGUUUGAUCGAUUUUUGAUGGAGGGAAAUGACGUUUUAGAAGACGGACCUGUUUAUUUAAAGGGAUAUGCCUCCAGCGCAAGUAUUGCUGCAAUGAAUGGUAAAACAAAUGGUAACGGUGUUGCUCAUAACUUACAUAUGAAUGGAUCAGUAGCCGAGAACAAGAAAGGAUGCGAGGGAAAGACGGUUGAAGAUGUGAAUGAUGUCGAUGAUUUCGGUAUGGAUCAACGUUACACAUUGAAUGAAAUCAUUAAUGGAGAUGGUAAAUUUCCUGGGUUAAUCAGCUUAGUCAUUAAGUUGAUUGCAACUGAAUUAGUUCCCGAAUCAUGUCAACAUUGUCCCGACACCAAAUGCGCCCAAACAUUGAUUAGAUUGAAAUACUAUCUCAUGUUAAUUUCGAAACGUGCUAGUGGUGAAAUACCGACUGCAGCACAUUGGAUGAGACAUAAAGUAUUGAACAAUCCAAAUUAUGAACAGGAUUCAAGAGUGCCAGAAUUGAUCAACUAUGAACUAAUUGAGGAUAUUGACAAAUUAACUCAUUUGCAGGAUAAAGAAUUGGUGACAGGCUUCUUUGGUGAUGUAAUCAGUGACUACUUGUUGAGUAAUAGAGUUCCCAUAUAA